AUGCACACGCGCCAUGAAAAAGACCCCUCCAACGUAACCAACCCCACGGACUGGACCAACGACCAAACCAACCCGCGCAACUGGACUCUCCUCCGCAAAACCACAUCAACUCUAAUAAUCUGCGCAAUCGGCUUCACAACAACCCUCGCCGCCUCAAUUUACUCCCCAGGACACACUCAAGUCCAACAUGAAUUUAAAACCUCAACCACCGUAUCCCUCCUUCCCCUCUCAGCAUACUCCUUAGGACUCGCCUUCGGCCCUAUGAUCUCAUCCCCAUGUUCCGAGACAUUUGGCCGCAAAUUCGUCUACCUGCUCACUCUCCCCUUAUUCGACAUCUUCAUGAUGGGAUCCGGCCUCUCGCGCAGCAUCGCAUCUCUAAUUAUCUGCCGCUUUUUCGCCGGGCUUUUCGCUGCCCCGGGUGUUUCUGUUGCUGCGGCUACGAUCUCGGACUUCACGGAGCCGAGCCAGCGGGUUGUUCCCCUUGCGAUGUACUAUUCCAUCCCGUUUGUUGGGAGUGCGAUUGGGCCCUUUAUUGGUGGAUUCGUUGUUGAGGAGAAGGGGUGGAGGUGGACGGCUUGGGUUGUACUGAUGAUGGCGGCGGUGUUUCAUCCGUGUGCUUUGUUUUUGAAGGAGUCGUAUAAGACAAUAAUACUUCAGCGGAGAGCGAGGAAAGCGGGUGUGAAAACGGAGACGAGUUCUGCGGCGCACAAGUUACGGAUGUUGGUUACUUCGACGGUUGUCAGGCCUUUGCACAUGCUCUUGACGGAGCCUUUGGUUGGUUUCCUGUGUCUAUACACGGGCUUCCAGUUUGCUCUGCUCUACACGUUCGUCGUGGCGAGUCCGUGGGUGUUCAAGACGGUCUAUGGCUUCUCGCUCGGUGCGCAGGGUCUGUCGUUCCUCGGCCUUGUGGUGGGUUGCAUGGUGGCUCCCGUGAUUUUGAUUACGGUGGAUCGGGUUCUACUUCGAUAUAAACCAGAUCAGCGAGAUGGAAUCUACAAUCCGGAGAGAAAGCUAUACACGGCGUUAUACGGAAGCUUGACUCUUCCAAUCGCACUCUUCUGGUUCGGCUGGACUGCCAGGCCUUCGAUUCACUGGAUCAGUCCUAUUAUCGCGCAAGGAACGGCCCUUCUUGGGAGUAUACUCAUCUAUGUGCCAUGUAACUUCUACAUGCUUGAUGUGUAUGGCUCGAGAUAUGGGGCCUCGGCGAGUGGUGCGUCCUCGUUGUCGAGGUACACGAUGUCGGCAGCGUUUCCACUUUUCGUUACUCAAAUGUACGAGGGGUUGGGCGUGGGUUGGGCAACGAGUACUCUGGGAUUGGCAGCAUUGAUUAUGGCGCCUAUUCCUUGGCUGUUUUAUUGGUUUGGUCCGAGGUUGCGCGCGAGGAGUGCGUAUGAACAUGGCACUUGA
Messenger RNA from Penicillium cinerascens, 1407 nucleotides. RefSeq names its product MFS transporter. Gene Ontology annotation, biological process: spermine transport; transmembrane transport; spermidine transport. The coding region runs from base 1 to 1407 and encodes 468 amino acids. The record is from RefSeq and is a predicted model, not a curated record. Gene Ontology annotation, molecular function: spermine transmembrane transporter activity; spermidine transmembrane transporter activity. NCBI's taxonomy places the organism in Eukaryota, Fungi, Ascomycota, Eurotiomycetes, Eurotiales, Aspergillaceae. The transcript has a single exon.